Molecule: messenger RNA, 849 nt
Organism: Exophiala aquamarina CBS 119918
Lineage: Eukaryota; Fungi; Ascomycota; Eurotiomycetes; Chaetothyriales; Herpotrichiellaceae
Exons: 2
Coding region: 1-849 (282 amino acids)
Molecular function (GO): oxidoreductase activity
Source: RefSeq, a predicted model, not a curated record
AUGAGAGCUACUACCGUUUACAAAACCAAUGGCAGUGGGCGUUUGCACCAGAGAGUUGCCAUCGUUACUGGUUCAUCAUCUGGUCUAGGCCGUGGAAUAGCGUUGGCACUUGCCCGUGAAGGUGCGAUCCUGGUUUGCACAGAUCGUGUUGCCGAAGCACGGCAGGAUGGAUUCGAAGAAGACAAGCACAUUCCUACGCACGAUGUCAUUAACCACAACGGUGGCAAAGCAAUUUUCCAGAAAUGCGAUCUGAUGAACACGUCAGAAAUUGUUGCCCUUGUCGAGGCGGCCGUCAAGAACUUCAAUAAACUAGACAUUCUUGUCAACAACGCAGGCUUGUGGAUGCCCUUGCGGGACUUUGUAGAGGAGACCGAGGAGCAGUGGGACGCCAUGUUUGCGAUCAAUGCCAAGGGCACGGCUACCGCGAUGCGUGAGGCCAUCAAGCAGUUUCUCAAGCAGCCCAUUGACGAAGUGUCCGGGUCGAGAGGCCGAAUCGUCAACAUCUCCUCUGCCGCUGGCGGCCAAACAGCCAUUCGCCGAGAGGCGACGUAUGCUGCGAGUAAAGCAGCGGUAGCAAUGUUGGUACAGAAUGUCGGUCUCGACCACGCCAAGGACUAUAUCAACGUGAAUGGGGUGACGCCAGGAGUUGUUCGGAGUGGUAUGGCCAGUAUCAACUUCCAGACACCUGCCAUUAUCGCUGAGAUGAAAAAGGGCACGCCGUGGCCGAGACUUGGGGAGCCUUUAGACAUUGCCAAAGCGGUCGUAUUCCUUUGCAGCGAUGAUGCGCAAUGGAUUACGGGUCAGAAUCUGGCAGUGGACGGCGGCCUCACAAUUGGUAUCCCAUUUUAG